Closterium sp. Naga37s-1 is the source of this 714-nucleotide messenger RNA. The record is from the annotation of a GenBank genome assembly. Lineage: Eukaryota; Viridiplantae; Streptophyta; Zygnematophyceae; Desmidiales; Closteriaceae.
AUGGCUCCUAACCGCUCCCUACCGCCCUCCACCGCUCUCAGUCUACAGCCUGCUGGCAUGCCGCUGCCCCUGUCUCGAGAAGAGGGGAAAUCUUGUAACUCGUUCGCAUGCUCUUCGCCCUCCCAGCUAUCCCUGCUCGCAUCGCUAUUCUCUGCUGACGUGGAUGAGGAGGAGGAGGAGGAGGAGGAGGAGGAGGAGGAGGAGGAGGAGGAGGAGGAGGAGGAGGAGGAGGAGGAGGAGGAGGAGGAGGAGGAGGAGGAAGGGGAGGGGGACGAAGAGGAACCUUCCAUGCGGCUUCUGCUAGACAUCAUGGAGCGCCGCGCAUUGCCUCUCCUCUGCCGCCUGUUGCUCUGUGCGACUCUCUGCACUGCCUACGGCGCGUCGGCCGCAUCAUUGCUCGCGCCGAUCCUCUCUCACCAUGGCGGCUCUUCUGCUGUUGCUUCUGCCGCUUCUGCUGUGGUCAAUCCUUCUGCCACUUCUGCUGCGGUCAAUCCUUCUGCCGCUUCUGCUGCGGUCAAUCCUUCUGCCGCUUCUGCUGCGGUCAAUCCUUCUGCCGCUUCUGCUGCGGUCAAUCCUUUUGCCGCUUCUGCUGCGGUCAAUCCUUCUGCCGCUUCUUCCACUGUUAAUCCUUCCGGUUCGGUGGUGCACGGGAGAUUAAUCUCUGCCAUGUGUGCUACUGCUGACAUGUGCUAUAGCCCAUGUGUGUGCCACUGA